AUGGGUGCCCAAUUCUCCAAGACUGCUGCAAAAGGAGAAGCCGCCGCGGAAAGGGCCGGGGAGGCGGCUGUGGCCUCAUCGCCUUCCAAAGCCAACGGGCAGGAAAACGGCCACGUGAAGGUGAACGGCUACGCGUCCCCGGCGGCUGCCGAGCUGGGCGCUAAGGAGGAGCUGCAGGCUAACGGUAGCGCCCCAGCCGCCGAAAAGGAGGAGCCCGCGGGUGCUAGCGGGGCAGCGUCGCCUGCCGCGGCCGACAAGGAGGAGGCUGCUGGCGCUGAGGCCGGGGCUGGUCCUGCGGAGAAGGAGUCCACCGCCGAGGGCGAGGCCGCUGAGCCUGGAUCGUCCACCGCCGCGGAGGGGGAAGCCGCGUCGGCUGCCUCCUCGACCCAGUCCAAUCUCUACAAGAAACUGGCAUACAUCCUUACACAGGUCAUCCUGUAG
Messenger RNA from Elephantulus edwardii (Cape elephant shrew), 441 nucleotides. Its product is annotated as myristoylated alanine-rich C-kinase substrate-like. Gene Ontology annotation, cellular component: actin filament bundle; plasma membrane; cytoplasm. Gene Ontology annotation, molecular function: actin filament binding; calmodulin binding. Gene Ontology annotation, biological process: central nervous system development; actin filament organization. NCBI's taxonomy places the organism in Eukaryota, Metazoa, Chordata, Mammalia, Macroscelidea, Macroscelididae. The transcript has 2 exons. Bases 1 to 441 code for a protein of 146 amino acids. The record is from RefSeq and is a predicted model, not a curated record.